AUGGCGGCGGGCGGCGGCGGCGGCACCGGGGGGACGCCGCUCCGGCCGGGCCCCUCGGCGCUCGCUCCGCCGCCGCUGCCGCCGGCGCUUGUCCCGCCGCUGCUCGCGCUGCUGCUGCUGCUGCCGCCGCCGCCCGGCAGCGCCGCCGCGCCCUCCGCCGACACCGUGGUGCUGGGGCUGCGCUUGGAGGAGAGCAGCAAGCCGGCGGCGCCGCCGGCCGCCGCGGAGGAGCCGCGCGGGCCCAUCCGCCUCACGGAGGGCAGCGAGGCCCUGCUCCGCCUCUACGGGCUGGGGCUGGGCCCCGGCGCGGCGCAGCGCGUGGCCUUCGCCGAGCUGCGGCCGCACGGCAACGCCUCGAGCGGCAACGCCACGUGCCGGGAGCGCUCGCAGGACCUGCUGGUGCGGCCCGGGCCCGCCGAGCCCCGCGACACCUCGGCGCUGCUCCGCCUGCGGGUGCAGCCGCUCCGCAAGCACGAGCGAGCCAAGACCUACGUGCUGUGCUCGCAGCGCCGGCCCGGCCAGCCCUGGCUGCCGCACCAAGGCGCGGACGGGCACGUCGUGGUGCUGGAGGAGAAGAAAUCGCUGCUGCCGCUGUGGCUGCAGGUGAUCCUGAUCGCCGCGCUGCUGGUGCUGUCGGGGAUGUUCAGCGGGCUCAACCUGGGCCUGAUGGCGCUGGACCCCAUGGAGCUGAGGAUCGUGCAGAACUGCGGCACCGAGAAGGAGAAGCGCUACGCCCGCCGCAUCGAGCCCAUCCGCAGGAAAGGGAAUUACCUGCUCUGCUCCUUGCUCCUGGGUAACGUGCUGGUCAACACCACGCUGACCAUCCUGCUGGACGACCUGAUCGGCUCCGGCCUCGGCGCCGUGGUGGCCUCCACCAUCGGCAUCGUCAUCUUCGGCGAGAUCGUGCCGCAGGCGCUGUGCUCGCGGCACGGGCUGGCCGUGGGCGCCAACACCAUCGUGGUCACCAAGUUCUUCAUGCUGGUGACCUUCCCGCUGUCCUACCCCAUCAGCAAGCUGCUGGACUGCGUGCUGGGCCAGGAGAUCGGCACCGUCUACAAUCGGGAGAAGCUGGUGGAGAUGCUGAAGGUGACGGAGCCCUACAACGACCUGGUGAGGGAGGAGCUCAACAUGAUCCAGGGAGCGCUGGAGCUGCGCACCAAGACGGUGGAGGACGUGAUGACGCCGCUGCAGAACUGCUUCAUGAUCAACAGCGACGCCAUCCUGGACUUCAACACCAUGUCGGAGAUCAUGGAGAGCGGCUACACGCGCAUCCCGGUCUACGAGGACGAGAGGUCCAACAUCAUGGACAUCCUCUACGUCAAGGACCUGGCCUUCGUGGACCCCGACGACUGCACGCCCCUCAAGACCAUCACCAAGUUCUACAACCACCCCGUGCACGUGGUGUUCCACGACACCAAGCUGGACGCCAUGCUGGAGGAGUUCAAAAAGGGUGAGGAGAGCGGCCGGGAGGAAAAUUCCGGGCGGGAUUUGCUCGGGUGGGGAAUUCCGGCCGUGCCGUGCGGCGCCCCACGGCUCCGGCGCUCCCCGCAGAUCUCGCGGCAGGAGUACCAGAACGGGCUGCUGGCGUCGCGCAUGGACAGCUGCCCGCAGUCGCCCGACGCCGCCCCGGCCGAGCGGCCGGAGCCGGCGGAGCCGGCGGCGCCGGCGGACGAGACCACGAGCCUGCUCCACGAGAGGAACUGCCUGAGCCGCCGCGCCAACCACGGCGGCGCCGAGAGCUCCGGCUGA
Molecule: messenger RNA, 1749 nt
Organism: Lonchura striata (white-rumped munia)
Lineage: Eukaryota; Metazoa; Chordata; Aves; Passeriformes; Estrildidae
Source: RefSeq, a predicted model, not a curated record